GUAUUUUUUACGUUUGUCAUUUGCUAUCCGUAAAAUUAUUUAAAGCUGGUGAAGUCUCCUAGAAAAUUCAUUUGUGAAAAUUCGCGAAACUAUAAGAAGUCGUGUACGGCGUUAAAUUUAAUAAAUUAUCGUAAAGGAAUUGUUAUUUGUGGAAAAAAGAAAUAGAAUAUCAAGAUGCCUAUUACCUUGCAAUCUUCCGACAACGAAAAUUUUGAGACCGACGUGCAAAUCGCAAAAUGUUCGGGAACAAUAAAAACAAUGCUGGAAGAUUGUGGCAUGGAUGACAGUGAAAAUGCUACAGUACCAUUGCCGAAUGUAAAUUCAGCUAUACUACGCAAGGUACUUACCUGGGCAACCUAUCACAAAGAUGAUCCCCAACCAACCGAAGAUGAUGAAAACAAAGAAAAACGUACCGAUGAUAUAUCAUCAUGGGAUGCUGAUUUUCUAAAAGUUGACCAAGGCACAUUGUUUGAAUUAAUUUUGGCCGCUAAUUAUCUGGAUAUAAAGGGUCUACUAGAUGUAACAUGCAAAACUGUUGCUAACAUGAUCAAAGGCAAAACUCCAGAGGAGAUUCGCAAAACUUUCAAUAUCAAAAAUGAUUUUACACCAGCCGAAGAAGAACAAGUGCGUAAGGAGAACGAAUGGUGUGAGGAAAAAUAAGAAUGUUAACUGUUAAUUUAAGUAAUAUUUUCUAAAUACCUUCACUCUUAUAAUAACAUAUGUAUGUUUAAACAGAAACAGCAGUGCUAACAAUAUACAACAAUAAUCAGUUUGAAAUUUUAAUCAAAAUUGAAGUUUUGCUGAGAUUACACACAAACUCGAUUAACAGUAAAAAGAAAAGAAAUAUUAGAAUAAAUGUGAUUUAUCCAUAAAAA
Ceratitis capitata (Mediterranean fruit fly) is the source of this 875-nucleotide messenger RNA. RefSeq names its product S-phase kinase-associated protein 1 (gene SkpA). Gene Ontology annotation, cellular component: nucleus; cytoplasm. The coding region runs from base 175 to 660 and encodes 161 amino acids. Gene Ontology annotation, molecular function: cullin family protein binding. The transcript is spliced from 2 exons. Gene Ontology annotation, biological process: SCF-dependent proteasomal ubiquitin-dependent protein catabolic process. The record is from RefSeq and is a predicted model, not a curated record. NCBI's taxonomy places the organism in Eukaryota, Metazoa, Arthropoda, Insecta, Diptera, Tephritidae.